AUGUCAUGUUUAUGACAGUGUCAUGUCAGUCUUAUUCACCCCCCUUCAAAUAAAGUGUUACCGUUUGAUGUGAAAGUGUUACCUGAGGAUGUGCCCAUUUUCAGUUUGCAUUGAGUCCUCUUUGAAUACACUUUGAGUACACAUGGACCUCUGUGGAGUGAAGUAUUCCCAAGUAUGUGGGAGCAUUUACGCUACUGUCAAACUGUUCCCAUUUCUCUAUGUUUAUAUGAGUUGGUGUUUGUGUUAUCUAGAAUGUUCUAUGUAGCUUCACGUGAAGGACAGCUUCCUGAGGUCCUGUCUAUGAUCCAUGUCCGCAGACACACUCCACUGGCUGCUGUCCUUAUACUGUAUCCCAUGACCAUACUCCAGCUGUUUGUGGGGGACAUUUAUAGCCUUCUUAACUUCAUGAGCUUUCUGCGGUGGCUGUUUAUUGGUGUGGUGGUUCUGGGUUUAAUCUACCUCCGAUAUACCAAACCAGAUCUCCCCCGACCCUUUAAGGUGCCACUCUUCAUCCCCGUGGUGUUCUGUUUGACAUGUUUCUUCAUGGUCUUCCUGUCACUGUACUCAGACCCGUUUAACACAGGGGUUGGAUUCGCCAUGUCCCUCACUGGCAUCCCUGCCUACUACAUUUUUAUUUACUUCAGCAGACCAAGGUGGCUUCAAAAAGCUUUAGAUUCCUUCAACAGAACGAUGCAGAUCAUCCUGGAGGUAGUACCUGCUGACCAGUAGUAGUGGAGAGUUUCGCUUCAGCUGAGGAAUGAUGAAAGACAAGUCUUAUGUCAAAUAUGGCUGAGUUAAAAUCUUUGUAUAGAUGUUUGUUUUUACGUUUAUCAUUUUGUAUUUUGUAUUAUAUUUUAGUUUAGAGUAAAAAAGUUAGAGUAAAAUCAUGUGAUAUUAUAGGACUUUCCAUGCACUGAAACACAAUAAUUGCUAAUGGGUUUUUUACAGUACUUAUUAGAAUGAUUUAUCUCAGAAAUUAGCAAUAUAAACUGGAAGUCUAAAUAACCACAUAUUCAUAUUUUUAUUUAUUAGUUUUAUUGACAAUUUACCAGAAAAUAAAUGUCUUAACAUGAAGAUUUUCUCCAAGCAAUUGGUCAUCAUAUCUCCCAAUAAAAGCGUAUGAACAUG
Messenger RNA from Poecilia latipinna (sailfin molly), 1128 nucleotides. RefSeq names its product cystine/glutamate transporter-like. Gene Ontology annotation, molecular function: L-amino acid transmembrane transporter activity. The record is from RefSeq and is a predicted model, not a curated record. Lineage: Eukaryota; Metazoa; Chordata; Actinopteri; Cyprinodontiformes; Poeciliidae. The coding region runs from base 175 to 729 and encodes 184 amino acids. Gene Ontology annotation, cellular component: membrane. The transcript has 4 exons. Gene Ontology annotation, biological process: amino acid transmembrane transport.